AUUGACACUUUUGGUUACUAGCUGAUCCAUAAAAGAAGUGCGGCUUCCGCUUGUUGCCCUUAAUUUGCACGCGUCUUGAAUGGAGGAUCAUAAAAAGGUGUUAUUUGUGUUGCACUUACUUCUUGACCUAAUGUUAUCAACAAGCCCGUUCUUCGGGUCAACAAACCAUCAUAAUCAUCUAUGUCUUCCGAUCCCGUCGGUUCUGCCAUAGCCUCGGCUGGGGUAACAGAUGAACCUUCUUCGGAAAACUCGAAGCCGAUCAAACAUUCCACUCCACUCGAUGGAAUGGAAGAUGGCAGUCUAUCAUUGGAAGUAGAUCGACAAACAGGCAAACAUGACGAGUACAGCGAUGACGAAGAUGGGCCGGUGGUUUUUGAUGCAAAUGAUGUAGGCCUCGGAAAGGACCAAGGUGAUAGAAGUGGAGACGUUAGGCAUAACCAUCAACGAACAAGAUCGGAAUCAUCCUCAGGUUCAAACUUCUCACCUUCUCUCGGAAGAUCUUCCUUGGCACGUGCUUCAUUGGAAUCUGUCGGAUUCAGCUAUCGGGAUCAUCUACUACCACUAUCGCUAAGCGGCGGUGAUGGCGAUGAAUCGAGCGAAAUGAUUGAGGGUGGGUAUGGACAAUCGGAGCAAAUGACAUCAUCCAGGACCGGUUCGGGAAGAAGAGGGGGCAGAUUAGCGAAAGAGGAAAGAAGGGUAGGAUUAGUCGAUGGAAUAGCAUUAACAGUAGGACUGCAGAUAGGAAGUGGAAUUUUCUCGUCACCUGGAAUUGUCACUCUAAAUACUGGAUCAAUCGGUGCCAGUUUACUGGUUUGGCUAGCAAGUGGUGUGCUAGCAUGGACUGGUGCGAGUUCAUUCGCUGAAUUAGGAGCUGCCAUUCCGCUAAAUGGGGGAUCACAAGCAUAUCUAAAUUACUCCUUUGGACCUUUGAGUGGCUAUUUGUUCUCCUGGUCGGCUAUCGUAUGCUUGAAGCCGGCAUCAGCAGCUAUCAUGGCAACAAUCUUUGGCGAAUACGUUGCACGCGUGUUGUACCAUACCACAACUUCAGCAGCGGGAGAUCCUCAUGAGCAAGGCUUACAAGGUAUUCCAGAUUGGAGCAUCAAACUUAUUGGAAUAGCCAUCGUGACGCUUGUCACCGCACUCAAUGCUCUAAGCGCUAAACUUGGUAUGAGGGCGCAAGUGACUUUGACUUUACUAAAGCUUGGUAUCAUGCUUUCCGUUCCGAUUUUGGCAAUAAUUCAAACGGCAAGAGGGAAGAUGCCUGAUGCUUCUAGGACUGCAUUUUCGAGUCUGUCAAACAUGUUUGAAGGAUCAGCAAGUGGGCCUGGUGCAUAUGCUUUGGCUUUGUAUAGUGGUCUAUGGGCCUUCGAUGGUUGGGAUCAAGCAAGCUAUGUUGCAGGAGAAAUGAAAAAUGUAAGCCGCGAUUUGCCAAGAGUGAUACAUAUCAGUUUGGGUAUCGUUGUCUUUCUAUUUUUGACAACAGUCGUUUCAUACUUUUUGGUUUUGACACCAAACUUGGUGUCUCAGACGAACACUGUCGCAUUGGAUUUCGGAUCAGCAGUAUUGGGAUCUACGGGUGGCAUUCUAUUUGCUCUCAUUGUUGCAUUCUCGUGCUUUGGUGCUCUUAAUGGACAAGUGUACACAACCGCCAGAUUGGUCUAUGCAGCCGGACGUGAAGGGCAUCUUCCCGCUGCUUUCGGACGUAUUCAUCACCGGACACGAACACCUUUGAAUGCAUUGCUUUUGCAAGUAUCUUUGAUUUACUUGUUCCUGCUGUUCGGAAGUGGAUUCGCCAGCUUGGUCAACUUCUAUGGAGUAUGUGCAUGGACCUUUUACUUCUCAACCGUUCUCGGCCUGCUCUACUUACGAAUCAAAGAGCCAAAUCUAGAGAGACCUUAUCAAACUUGGAUUUCAACUCCGAUUGCAUUUUCAGCCGUUGCUUUAUUCUUACUUUGUAUGCCAAUCUUUUCCGCCCCGGGAGAAGCUUUGGCCGCUUUGCUGUUUAUUUCUGCUGGUAUUCCUAUGUAUUAUGCCACGCAAACAUCAGGCAGAGAAAGCAUAUCGCACAUUCCAGGUAUGGCCAAACUCGUUGGCGGACUACAAAGUUGUAUGGGUAGACAAAACGGAGGAAUAGGAUCCGGUACAGCAGGCAGAGGAGGAGAUGGGUCAGCAUUAUUUGGAAGGAGGAGAAUAAGAAGGACAGCAAAAGGAGCGGGAACGUCUGCUUUGGAUGGCGGAAGAUUGGAAGAUUUGCAAGAAGAUGAAGAAGAAGGGGACGAAGAAGAAGCAUUGGAGAUGUUACCUAGGGAUAGCUUGGGUGGCGUACAGGAUAUGGAAGGCAAAGAAGACGAAAGCGAAAGAGGGGAAAGAUCAUAGUAACGUAUUUGAUCGCAUGCUGUAAAUCGA
Molecule: messenger RNA, 2406 nt
Organism: Meira miltonrushii
Lineage: Eukaryota; Fungi; Basidiomycota; Exobasidiomycetes; Exobasidiales; Brachybasidiaceae
Exons: 1
Coding region: 181-2376 (731 amino acids)
Biological process (GO): amino acid transmembrane transport
Cellular component (GO): membrane
Molecular function (GO): L-amino acid transmembrane transporter activity
Source: RefSeq, a predicted model, not a curated record